Molecule: messenger RNA, 561 nt
Organism: Blastocystis hominis
Lineage: Eukaryota; Bigyra; Opalinata; Blastocystidae
Exons: 5
Coding region: 1-561 (186 amino acids)
Biological process (GO): mitotic DNA replication termination; site-specific DNA replication termination at RTS1 barrier
Cellular component (GO): nucleus
Source: RefSeq, a predicted model, not a curated record
AUGGGCGACAAAGAAGGAAGAAGCUCACGUAGAUUCCGAAGAAGUCAUUCAAGCAAAGUGGUCUACAUUUGCUCAUGCGAAUUGGGGUAUUUGUUUAACCGCAUAGCUCUUAUUCAGGCACUUCUUGAUAAAAGCCUUCCUCCCACGUUUUCGUAUAUUCGAAAAAUGAAGGAUGUUGUAGACUUACAUUUUACUGCUAAUCCAGACUACACAUCGAAAUAUGUUGGGGACUCCGGUGAUUAUUGGCAACAAGAUAUUCUUGGCGGAAAGUAUAUCUGCCCGAUUACAAAGGAGGCCAUUGGAGGAAAAACAAAGUUUUGUUAUCUGCGGACCUGUGGUUGCGUGCAAGCCUUGAGCGUCUUGAAGGAAAUCCCAUCCGAUAAGUGUUUGGUGUGUGACAAGCCGUUCACUGAGGAUGACGUAAUUGUGAUCAAUGGGAAUGAGAAGGAAAGAGAGGAGCUGCGGAGGAGGAUGGAGCUUCGCCGCUCAAAAGAAAAAAAGACGAAGAAGCAUCAUCAUUCCACCGAAAAAAAGGAAAAGCUGGAAAAGAAGGAUCCAUAA